CUUCCCUUUCCCCGUUGCUUUUGCGCGCCCUCAUCCUUCCCAAGUUCUCUUCCCUUUCUUCCCUUCUCUCGCUCCGCUCCGCUCCCCUUCCCUCUGAAAGUGUCAUUCUCACAACUUCUCCUCUCCAUCUUUGUCAAUCGCAAUGGCUCCCAUUACGGAAGAGAUCAUCCAUGGCCUCAAGGACACCAUCGGAAAGCUUGAGGCUCGCAUUGAGGACUUGGAGGGCCGCCUCACCAGCGAGGUCAAGCCCAAGUCUGCUGCUGAGCAGAUGCGCAUCAUUUUGAUGGGGCCUCCCGGUGCCGGCAAGGGUACCCAGGCCCCUCGGCUUAAGGAGAAGUACUGCGUCUGCCAUUUGGCUACCGGUGACAUGCUGCGGUCCCAGGUUGCCAAGAAGACUGAUUUGGGAAGAGAGGCCAAGAAGAUCAUGGAUCAGGGAGGUUUGGUCAGUGAUGAGAUCAUGGUCAACAUGAUCAAGAGUGAGCUCGAGAACAACACCGAGUGCAAGAACGGUUUUAUUCUGGAUGGUUUCCCCCGCACUGUUGCCCAGGCCGAGCGUCUGGACGACAUGUUGGCCGAGCGCAAGCAGAAGCUUCAACGUGCUGUUGAGCUGCAGAUCGACGAUGCUCUGUUGGUCGCUCGUAUCACCGGGCGCCUGGUCCACCCCGCUUCCGGACGAUCUUACCACAAGAUUUUCAACCCUCCGAAGGAGGAGAUGAAGGAUGACAUCACCGGCGAGCCUCUGAUCCAGCGCUCCGACGAUAACGCUGACACUCUCAAGAAGCGUCUUGGCACCUACCACGCCCAGACCGCCCCUGUUGUCGAUUACUACAAGAAGACCGGUAUCUGGCGUGGUAUUGAUGCCAGCCAAGAGCCUGGUCAGGUGUGGAAGUCCCUCUUGGGCGUUUUCAGGAACUGAGCUGUCAUUUGCUGCAUGUCUCGCCACGGAGGGAUCGGGUUGGCGAACCCCUUCUGAUACCCAUGAGUCCGACUUUUCUUUGCCUUUGCCAGAUGGAAUGAAAGACAAGAGAUGUGGUCUGAUAUGGGGGAGUCUUGCCCUGAGUCUUCUGGCCGGUAACGGACCAACUACGGAGAGAAGGCUGCGGCAAUCGAACGAGGUACAUGACAUUGGGAAAAUGUGAUGUGUCUUUCGCGUCAUAUAUAGAUGAAUAACUUCGGGUGAGGAUUUGUUAUGUACAGUACUACUUAUUUGAAUGGCAGCGCACUCUAAAGGC
Molecule: messenger RNA, 1232 nt
Organism: Aspergillus homomorphus CBS 101889
Lineage: Eukaryota; Fungi; Ascomycota; Eurotiomycetes; Eurotiales; Aspergillaceae
Gene: adk1
Product: adenylate kinase ADK1
Exons: 4
Coding region: 143-916 (257 amino acids)
Biological process (GO): ADP biosynthetic process
Cellular component (GO): cytoplasm; mitochondrion
Molecular function (GO): ATP binding; AMP kinase activity
Source: RefSeq, a predicted model, not a curated record